AUGGCAACCAUACGACUUGUUCUUGCUUUGGCUUCUGUCAAUAGAUGGCAUCUUCAACAACUUGAUGUUAGUAAUGCGUUCCUACAUGGUGAACUUUCUAAAGAUGUCUACAUGGUUGUUCCUCCUAGUGUCAUGGGUCACCGCAGUUCACUGUGUUGUAAAUUAAAGAAAUCUCUCUAUGAUCUAAAACAAGCGAGCAUGAAAUGGUAUGAAAAGAUGUCUCUCUUACUCUUAUCUUGUGGAUAUAAACAAGCUCAUGUUGAUCACAACCUUUUCAUUAAAUAUGAUGCCUCUGAUUUUACUGCUCUGAUCAUAUACAUGGAUGACAUUGUUUUAACUGGGAUUUCUAUGCAUGAGAUUGCCCAUAUUAAGCAAAUAUUACAUUCACAUUUUCAUAUAAAAGAUCUUGGUCUUUUGAAAUAUUUUCUAGGUAUAGAAGUUGCUCAUUCAGAUGCAGGAAUCUCCUUGUGUCAACGAAAAUACUGUUUAGAUCUCCUUAAGGAUUCUGGUAUGACAGGAUCUAAACCCUGUUCCACACCCAUGGACAGUGCACUUCAUUUGCAUCAAGAUUCCACUAAACCUCUUGUUGAUCCACUUUCGUACCGAAAACUUGUUGGUCGUCUAUUAUAUCUUACAAGCACACGUCCUGAUAUCACUUUCACCACACAACAACUAAGUCAAUUCAUGAGUAAUCCUACUCAGAUGCAUCUUCGAGCAGCCAUGAGGGUCCUUCAUUAUCUGAAGAGCAGCCCUGGGAAAGGUCUGAUGUUGAGGCGUGAUUCUCCUAUCCAUAUUCUUGGUUUUAGUGAUGCGGAUUGGGCGAUCUGUGUUGAUUCAAGAAGGUCUGUUACAGGGUAUUGUUUAUUUCUUGGAAAUUCCUUAAUUUCUUGGAAGACAAAGAAGCAAAACACUAUAUCUCGCUCAUCAUCCGAAGCUGAAUACCGAGCCCUUGUUUCAGCCACUUGUGAGUUACAAUGGUUGAAUUUUCUACUUAGAGAUCUAAAAAUCCCUUGUUUCAAACAAGUUGUCUUGUACAGUGACAAUCAAAGCGCAUUGCAUAUUGCAGCAAAUCCCGUUUUCCAUGACUGGACAAAAUAUCUAGACAUUGAUUGUCACCUCGUUCGUGAGAAACUACAAGCUAGCUUGAUGCGAUUAAUUCAUGUGUCAUCCUCGAACUAG
Messenger RNA from Vigna angularis (adzuki bean), 1179 nucleotides. RefSeq lists its product as uncharacterized. The transcript has a single exon. The coding region runs from base 1 to 1179 and encodes 392 amino acids. The record is from RefSeq and is a predicted model, not a curated record. NCBI's taxonomy places the organism in Eukaryota, Viridiplantae, Streptophyta, Magnoliopsida, Fabales, Fabaceae.